CUACUUUCGGCGCGCGGGGGAAGGCGGGGCGCCAGCGUUCCAGGCUCGGCGAGCGCGGGCCGGUCGCACGCGUGGGGCUUCCCGCGGAGCGGGCCCCGCCGGGAUGGCUCAGCGCAGGGUGACCGAUUUCUUCCCGCACAGUAAGAACCCCGCCCGGGACGGACCGCUGGGCACCAAGCGGAGGAAAACCCAGCCCGUGGGAGGAGUGGCCGGCGAGAAGCGCCGGGCCGCCCGCUGCGAAAGCCGGCCGGACGCAGCCCCGCUGGCGAUCCUGGCAGGGAGCCUCCGGGAAGCCAGACCCGGAGCCAAGCUGGUCGGACUGGGAAACAACGAUCGGGCGGCGGUGAGCGCCGCAGCCGGGCUGCCUCCCCUGAGCCCCCAACAGCAGCAGCAGCUGCUGGCCUCCCCCCGCACCCCAGUGCGCCCCGAUCCCGGCUGCCCACAACCCCCGGCACGGACACAGACGGGCAGAAAGCGGUGUAGACAGGAACUGGAGCCGGAAGUGGAAGCGGAGCGAAACGCCGACCCGCCAGCCGGCCUCCGGCCCCGGGAGAACCGCAAGAGAGCGGCCAGGAAGAAGCUCGUACUGCCCGCAGAAGAAGAUGCCCAGGGUGCAGAGCAGGAGGCGGCAGUCGCGGUUUCCAGCCCCUGCUCCAGUGCUGCCCUCAGACCCGCAACCCCGUCAUCCCUUGACAAGAAUGUGAAGAACUUGGUGAAUGUGACCCUCUCACCAGGUCCAGACAGUGGGCUGCAGUCUGGCCUGGCUACGCUAGGGGGAAACAUAAGCUUUAAGCAGGUCUCAUCCAAGGAGCUGAAACACCGCCUGCAGAGACUCCAGGAGCUGACUCGGAAAUCCAAACUGCCAGCUUGCCCCUCUGAGACCUGCAGUGACUUGAAGAGCCGCUUGAAACAAGUGCAGGAGCUAGAAUCCAAAAUCCGCAACAGGAAGGCAGAGGAGGGGAAGGGAUCUGGACUGCAACCAUCCAAAGAGACCUGUGAGCCAACCGUGGAAGCCAGUGAGAGGGCACCUGCCUAUCAGCGAUUCCACACCCUUGCUCAAGAUAUUCCCCCAGGUCUCACGCUGCCCUAUAAAUACAAGGUACUGGCAGAGAUGUUCCGCAGCAUGGACACCAUUGUGGGGAUGCUCUUCAAUCGCUCAGAGACGGUAACCUUUGCCAAAGUCAAGCAGGGUGUUCAAGAUAUAAUGCACAAGCAGUUUGAAGAGAGGAAUGUGGGUCAGAUCAAAGCCGUGUACCCCACUUCAUACAAGUUCCGCCAGGAGAAGAACAUCCCAACCUUCAGCAAUUUCUGGAAGAAAUCCAGCUACCAGCUCACCAUAGAGCCUGUGCUGGGGGAAGAGGAGAAGGUAGAUGGCCGCCCGCACCUGUCAGCAUCGCGCUUGCUGGAACGCAGGAGGGUAUUCAGCAGGAACUUGGUGAACGUUGUCAAACAGCACCACAAGAUGUUCAUGGCUUCCCUCAACCCCACAAUGGUCAUACCAGAUGACAAGCUGACCAGAUGGCACCCUCGCUUCAAUGUAGACGAGGUGCCAGACAUCAUACCAGCUGAGUUGCCCCAGCCCCCUCAGGUGGACAAGCUGACCACGGCACAGGAGGUGUUGACCAAGGCCCAGAGCAUGAUGACUCCAAAGAUGGAAAAGGCUCUUGCCAACCUGGCUCUAAGAACAGCUGAAACCAGCCCAGGAGAGCAUGAGGCCCCCAAAGCAACACCCACAGCUAACACCUCCAGUGCCCUGAAAGGGGUGUCCCAGGCCCUGCUAGAAAGGAUCAGAGCAAAGGAGGCUCAGAAACUGCAGGCUCUGAUGACCCGGAACCCACAACAGGAGGAGCGGCUCGUCAUGAUCUCACGGCUGCCAGAGAUGGCACGCUUCCUACGCAAUGUGUUUGUGGCUGAAAAGAAGCAGGCGCUGACUACAGAGGUGGCAUGUACACGGAUGCUCGACAGCUACCGUACCACAAUGACAUCUGGUGAAAUGGAGAAACACCUACACCUCUUCUCAGAGUUGCUGCCUGACUGGGUCAUCAUCCAUCCGAUCAGGAAAGACACCUACAUCAAGCUGGACAAGAGCAUGGACCUCAAUGUCAUUAUGGAGAGACUGACUAGGAUAAUUAAGGAGGAGGAGAAGCUCUGAUUCCUGGGGAGGGGAGGAUGGCGGGGGGCGAGACCCUGAUCUUAAUUAGAUGUGCCUCUGAAUGUAGCAGAGACAUGGCCCUCUUAAGGUCUUGCAGAGAAUUCCCCUUUGGGCUGCUUGUGACCUCUCGUUCCUACCUAUGCACAGGAAACCAAGAAGGUAGACAAGCCUCUUGGAUCUUAAGUUGUUCCUUUGGCACAGUUCUGGGCAACUCCCCUGGCCCUCAAAUAUGAGGGCUAAUAUGUUACGUUCACUCCUGCAGGCGCCUUUCCUACCUAAAUUGCUCCCUUUUUUUUAGCUCUGACUGCUUAGUUACUAUGGGCAACUUCAUAGAACAAAUAAAACUCCUUGGGACACAGUGGGAGCAGGAGUGUUUGAGCAUCUCCGGGGGGCAUGGCCUUAGUUAUAUAAGCCAGACCCCACUCUCUGAGCAAUGCUGUAAUGUUUAAUUCCCUUGAACAAGUUUCCACUAUGACAACUUGCAUCCAUUUCUUCCAUUAGCUGAAGGUGCUGUGGGGGUGGAUGGGAUCAUAUGCCAUUUCUAGAAAGUGAGAAAUAAGAAAAAUGGAAUUUCCUUUGGAAAAAAAAAUCCCUGGGGCUCUUUUAAUCUGUUCUGUUUUACAGAGAGAGAGCGAGAGUGAAUCUCGGACCACUCCAGCUCUCUGACAUUGUUGAAAUGUGUUGGUAUUAAACUUUUAAAUGAU
Messenger RNA from Dermochelys coriacea (leatherback sea turtle), 2856 nucleotides. It is a transcript of the gene CDT1, whose product is annotated as chromatin licensing and DNA replication factor 1. Gene Ontology annotation, cellular component: nucleus. NCBI's taxonomy places the organism in Eukaryota, Metazoa, Chordata, Testudines, Dermochelyidae. The record is from RefSeq and is a predicted model, not a curated record. Gene Ontology annotation, molecular function: DNA binding; DNA polymerase binding. The transcript is spliced from 10 exons. Gene Ontology annotation, biological process: mitotic cell cycle; DNA replication checkpoint signaling; DNA replication preinitiation complex assembly. Bases 104 to 2152 code for a protein of 682 amino acids.